Molecule: messenger RNA, 1578 nt
Organism: Marasmius oreades (fairy-ring Marasmius)
Lineage: Eukaryota; Fungi; Basidiomycota; Agaricomycetes; Agaricales; Marasmiaceae
Exons: 5
Coding region: 470-1438 (322 amino acids)
Biological process (GO): lipid metabolic process
Source: RefSeq, a predicted model, not a curated record
ACUCACAUGUUGUCCUGAAACCACCAUGACCAGGUGUCUCCAUCCAUCUCUUUUGCCUACCCAGACCGCUAUGUUCGAUAACAAAGCGUUAUUUCAUCGAAAAUUUCCUUUUCUAUCACACUUUGGAGACGAUUUCCGGCCACCCCUUCAUCUCCGUGAAAGCAAUCACCAAGCAAUCACUUCGAACAAGAUGAAGAACCCAUUUUGAUUUUUGAAUUGAAAAAUUGCACAGGAUCAUCCUCGACCAAGCGGCCGCAACGUGCCAGGUAAUCUACCAUGCUGCUGUUUCCAUCAGCAACCGCUCUUCCCGCCUACAUAACCCUUCUUUUGUCCUUCAUCUUCCUGCCCUUUUCUUUUAUUCUCACCUGGCUGAGCCAGAGUUCAGGACACCUCUCCUCCAACACCCGCUCUCUUUCGUGGUGUAACGAAACAAGGCCGGGUCCUUCGAAGACGUUAUUACGAAGUCAUAAUGCUUCCGUCCGCUCUCUUCAUUUCCCUCAUCACCCUAUUCUACGUCCCCUCCACACUCUCUGCUCCCUUAUCCAUAUUCGGCUCUAGAGACGACAGUAACGAUACUCCACCUACAUCGUUAACCUUAUCCGAACUCGAAACAGGAUUCCUUCGUCCGGCUCAAUUCAGUCGCGUGGCGUACUGCUCAAGCGCUGCAGUAACGAGUUGGCAAUGUGGUCCACCUUGUGAUGAGAUUGGUAAAGGUGUUAAGGUUAUUCAGGCCGGGGGAGAUGAUGGACUCAUUCCGAUGUAUUUCGUGGCGCACGAUCCAACUACCAAUACUAUCGUUGUCGCACACCAAGGUACGAACUCAAAGAGCCUCCUCUCAAUUCUCAACGACGCCCAAUUCCUUCUCAAGCCUCUCAACUCGACACGUUUCCAACUCUCAGGCGACAUCAAAGUCCAUGACGGGUUUCAGAAGACCUUUGAACGCACCGCUGACGGCGUUAUGGACGGUGUUCAGAAAGGGUUGAAGGAGUUCAACUCGACGAAGGUUCUCGUUACGGGUCAUUCGUUAGGCGCCUCAAUCGCAACUUUCGAUGCCCUCAUGCUCAAACAACAACUUCCUUCAUCUAUCGAACUGAAAACGACCGUGUUUGGAAUGCCAAGGGCCGGAAACAAAGCAUUCGCAGAUUUCGUCGAUUCUACGCUUGGUACAUCCGACUCCACUUACGCACGAAUCACGAACCAAGAUGAUCCCGUUCCACGAGUGCCUCCGCAGGCGAUUGGGUAUCAACACGCCUCUGGGGAGAUACAUAUUGGAGAUGAGAAGGGAGACAAGAUUUUUCAGUGUCCAGGACAAGAUAAUGAGAGUGACGGUUGUUCGUCGGGGAACGGGGUGCUGAGUGUGUUGAAGCUCGAUGUGCCGGAUCACAAGGGACCGUAUUUCGAUGGGAUUUCGUUUAGUGGGCAGGCAUGUCCGUUGUGAUUUGCAUUUAACCUUCGUGUGAGGGUGGCAUCGACGGAGUGGGAAGCGGGCUAUUAAUUGAAGAUUUGAUCUGUAAUUGUCGACUUAGAUUCCGCCGAAUAGGCGUAAUCCUCCCAUGGAGCAGGGUUUAUUUCAGUCGG